Molecule: messenger RNA, 306 nt
Organism: Paecilomyces variotii
Lineage: Eukaryota; Fungi; Ascomycota; Eurotiomycetes; Eurotiales; Thermoascaceae
Exons: 3
Coding region: 1-306 (101 amino acids)
Biological process (GO): mitochondrial translation
Cellular component (GO): mitochondrial small ribosomal subunit
Molecular function (GO): structural constituent of ribosome
Source: RefSeq, a predicted model, not a curated record
AUGCCUCCUAAGGGUGCCCCGACUCGUCUCAACCCGGUCCGUCUGCAGACCAUCCAGCACCUCCGCGUGCGUCGCCCAAACCAGCAUGAGCAGAACUCUUGCAUCACUGUCAUGUCGUCUGUUCUGAACUGCUGGGCUUCUUCCGGAUACAGCGCGGAGGGAUGUGCUGCUGUUGAGCAGCAGCUGCGAGCAUGCAUGGAUGCACCGAAAUCGAAGGGCACCAAGAAGAACACCAUCAACUACCACCUGAUGAGAAUGUUCCCCAAGGUUGCUGGACCCCGCAAGAAGAACGGUGUUCUGGGUUAA